Molecule: messenger RNA, 336 nt
Organism: Magallana angulata
Lineage: Eukaryota; Metazoa; Mollusca; Bivalvia; Ostreida; Ostreidae
Exons: 2
Coding region: 1-336 (111 amino acids)
Source: RefSeq, a predicted model, not a curated record
AUGCAUUUCACAGUCAGUAACUCCAAUCUCCCCUUAAAAUCAACCAAAGAAGUAGGUACUUCUUGUGAAGGCCUAGAGCAAUUCAGAAAAAAAGAAACACAACAUCAAGAAACAGAAGAAGACGAAGAAAAAGAAGAAGAAAAAGCAGAAGAAAAAGAGCAAACGGCAGAACAAAUGGAAAUUGGCAUUGACGGUGUUAUGUUGGAGAGGCUGGUUAAUAGACAAGAAGAGUUAAAAGAAGAGAAAGAAGAAAUUGAAAGACGCUUAACAGACUUACAGUCGAGAGUUGAUAACAUUGAAGAAGAACUUGAGGAUAUCAGGUAUUUAAUGGAUUAA